AUGCAAGCCAACACCGACGACUGGGCGCUGCGCACCAAUUUACAGUUGUGUGGGUCUGUGUCUCCCCCCACGUAUGCAGAUCUGCGUACAGCUGCUCAUUUGCAGACUUUUGACGUAUGUGACGGUGGCGCAGCACUCUGGAGCGAUAGCGGUAAGAUCUUCCUCGUGAAAGUGCUCCACCAGAGCAAACAAGCCAAACCAUUUAAGGAUCAGAUACUGAAACACGUGACUCUCGAUCCACCGCUGCAACCUCACGAAGCUGCAGAAGUAGAGCAAAUCAAGCUCAAUGCUAGUGGCUCUCAAGCUUUGCUGGUGGCCAAGAGUUGGCUUAAGGUUGUACGGCUUCCCGCUAAGAACGAGUAUAAGCAAUCGAGUCGACGACGCGAGACAGAGAAUGCUAGCCAACGACUUAUUGUAAGAUUUGAAGAUGACAGCGAGCAGGAAAUCACGCUUAAAAAGAAUGGAGUGAAGGAUCAGGAAAAUAUCACUGAGCAGGUCAAGCAGCACGUGUCGGCAGGAAGCAAGCGCGUGGCUUUUGUGUCGCGCGAAGUGUCUGUGGUAGCUGUAAGAAGUGUGGGCUACUUUGGUAAAAUCCGACACGCUGCGUGGCACCCGCUAAGCGACACGCAUAUCAUUGUUAUGUCCGAUGCAGAGGAGAUCGAAGUGUUUAACACGCAACAGGACGUAUCCAAGGCUGAGCAACGCCAUCGACUAGAUUUUCCCGCGAAGGCUCGUGUGGCAGGGGCAUUUUCAUCAUGUUUCUGCUUUGGUGCUUCAAUUCAGCUUCAGCAUCAGCAGUCAGUGCAAAUGCAGAGGCCACAGCUUUGGGACGCUUUUACGUGUUACGUGUUGCGGUCGGAUGGCGCUGUGUACGCACUCUGCCCUUUGGUGCCCUAUGAAUGUUGUGUCAGUAAGGCAUUCCUUCAAGAUUUAGGUACAGAAGUAGACGCACAGAUCGCUUUGUGCAAGCAGAAAGUAGAAACUGCUGGAAGUGUUGUUGGAAUGCAAACCCGGCUUGCCGAGCUCAAGUCGCAAAAGUAUUGGCUGCAGGAAGGGUGGGCACCGGUGUCGGCUCAGGUGCGGCGCAACAGUUCUCGCUCCGGUGUACGUAAGUAUGACAAUGCGUUUGCGGAAAUCUUCUGCUUCUUAGGUCCUCAUAUGAGCGGCAUAUCGCCUGAUACGUGGCCGCUCGCUUUACAGGGACCUGUCGAGGUCUUUCCUCAGUCGAAUGUGGAGCGCAAAAACCAAAAGCUGGAAAAAACGUCCGCGGCGUCGCUACUUUCAGUGCCGUUGGCCUCGCGCAACAUAGUCGAAAAACGCGCUGCAAGCAUGUCUCCGUUCUUGAUGCGCACAUUCACAUCGGGUCACGUUGAGCUUAUUUUGCUAGAUGCUCCCAUCAGGCCACAGUGGCGAAGUAGUCGUCAACCUGCAGCUGCCAAUGCCGUGCGCAAAUAUCCGGCACUACUGCUUGAGUGUCUGAACAUUGGUAUAGACAAUAUUGGAGGCAAGGCUGUACUUGAACGUGACGAUGCUGACCCGCGAUUAGUCUACUGUCUGCACUCAACUGGCGUGCAUGUGAUUAAUGUGAGCUGGGUAUUUGCUCUGGCCUCAGGCAAGCAAUUUACAACGCUACCAAAAAGCUCUGUUCGUCCGAUUUUUAGCGUAUCCCCUGGCUCAUCGUCUUCUUUAUCAACUACUCACACUGCGGUGUCAAAUAUUGUUGGCGCCCGGGUUGUGAAGAAUGUGGACUUCGGACACUUACUACUACUAAGGCUUGCAUCUGGCAACUUCGAAGUCAUCAAUAUUAGUGCCGCAUCGAGUGAAUUGCUUAAGGGGGUAUUCGUGAACAGUCCGGAUGAUCUUAAUUUUCGAAAGACGUUGCCCGACACAUUAGCUUCAAUGGCAUCGCGAGGACCUCUCACAGCUUCCAGUAGCAACUCGACGGUAGGUGAUGUACGCUCAUUUGGAGAGAUUGUUGAGGAGAAGUUAGAGAUUCUUAGUGCCCGUGGCACGAGAGUCACAGGUAAAACGCUGAUGCAUGAGGUGGAUGACGCUGUGGUUGCGUUUGUCAUUGAGAGAAUUAAAGUUUUGUAUGAAGACGUGGAGUAUGUCGACGAGAUGGAUCAGCUGAUACGCGAUCGUCUCCAUUUACUUACGACGAUGGUUCAAACACAGAGCGAAAAAGUUGUCGUAGUACAGAAGAAUGUGGAUGAGGCUCGUUUGAUGAUGAAGAAGCUUGAGGACAAGAUGGAACGCGCAUUAGUUGUGCAGAAAAAUUUAAGUAAGCGUGCCGCUGCAGUUCUUCAGGCAGUGAAAGAGAAUCAACCCCGACUAUCUCGUGCAGAGCGUGAAUUCAAGAGUGAAUUAGAUCGGAUGGCGAUAGAAGUACGUCGCCUCAAGCCUCGAGUAGCAGAGUUGACUGUGGAGUGCCAGCGCGCUGUGCGAUCGCUUGAGACCAAAACACUUUCCGCAUCCUCUUCCCGUCCGUACUGGAAUUCUCUUGGUGGUGCUAGCUCUUCUGGGAUCACAAGCGAAAAGAAAAAAAUAUGCUACGAUGUUCUUCGGGCGGAGACGCAGUUGAUCGACGAUACGAAAAUUUUGCUGGAAAAUUUAAGUGCAAAUGUACAGCAUUUAAAGGAGUAA
Plasmopara halstedii is the source of this 2643-nucleotide messenger RNA. Its product is annotated as Nuclear pore complex, Nup88/rNup84 component. Gene Ontology annotation, biological process: protein import into nucleus; mRNA export from nucleus; ribosomal small subunit export from nucleus. The transcript has a single exon. Bases 1 to 2643 code for a protein of 880 amino acids. Gene Ontology annotation, cellular component: nuclear pore. NCBI's taxonomy places the organism in Eukaryota, Oomycota, Peronosporomycetes, Peronosporales, Peronosporaceae. Gene Ontology annotation, molecular function: structural constituent of nuclear pore. The record is from RefSeq and is a predicted model, not a curated record.